CACUACAGAUGCUUUUUUCCAUCAUCGAAAGAGAGGGUCAGGGAUAAGCUGAAAUCAUCAAUUUGUUGUUUUUGUAUGACGGAUCAUGGCGAGGCAGCGACGAUAAACCUGGACGAGUUGAAGCCAAGGACGCCGCGGUCGCUUUGCACAUGGCUGAAAUCGACGGCGCAUGAACUAGAGAUCAAGGAUAGGUGCAAGAAUUUGAUCGCUAGAAUCGAGAACCAAGGAGGUCGCAAACAGCGUGAUUGGUCUGACUUUAGCUAUGAUCCUUUGAGCUACGCAUUUAACUUCAAGGAUGAAGUGAGUUGGGUAGACGAGAUGCCGGUUAUUAGCUUCUCAUCCCGACUUUGCACCUCGCCGAAGUAGAUCAUUGGGACCAACUAUAAAAACGAUCCUUUUGUGUUGGCAAUGAGGGACAUCGUUCUGUAUAGCUAACGAGAACAGAUUCAUUCAGUUUAUUCAACUAAUAAAAAAAAAUUCAGAAA
Rubroshorea leprosula is the source of this 485-nucleotide messenger RNA. The record is from the annotation of a GenBank genome assembly. NCBI's taxonomy places the organism in Eukaryota, Viridiplantae, Streptophyta, Magnoliopsida, Malvales, Dipterocarpaceae.